UUUGCAUUCAAAUACCAAACAGAACCCUAAACCGAUCUCAAACCCUAGCUUGCAGAAUCAGAGAACGAUGACGCAAAAGGCGACACUUUUCAAGGGGCAAUCGAAGAAGAAAUCAGUUCCUCCCAAUCGACAUGGGAAAGCCCCUGUUACUCGCAAAGGAAGGAGAUUUAUGAAGUCAUCCAAGGUUACAAAGGAUAUGGAUGCUGAUAGGGAGGUUAGCAAAUUUAUUAACCAGUGCAAUGAGAUUAAAGCAGCGACUGCAGCUCAGAAGGAAGGUGGCCCAUUGAGCAUAGUUAAACUGCCAUCAGAGGCUGCAAGUGGUGCCCAGAAAUAGUUAAUUAUUCAGGGAUAGCUUUGAUGAUUGAAUAUGUAUCUUAUGAUGCUGCAUUGUUGUAAAUUGUCAAAAGAAAUUUUGAUAACCUCGUCUUUCUUUACAUUGCUUGAGUAUUUUGAGGGGGCAUUUAUUAGUUUGAAUUGCUCCUUGUAUUCCUUCUUUCUUUUGAAUUGGGGUUUUUGGGAUUUUGAAGUUUUCAUAGCCUUAUUCCAUGUUGGAAGUUACUGGGGUAAAUUUCGCCAAUUCAACAAAAAACUUUGAUUCCUUAUUUAAUGAUAAUGAACACUUCAGGCA
Messenger RNA from Lotus japonicus, 628 nucleotides. RefSeq lists its product as uncharacterized. The record is from RefSeq and is a predicted model, not a curated record. NCBI's taxonomy places the organism in Eukaryota, Viridiplantae, Streptophyta, Magnoliopsida, Fabales, Fabaceae. Bases 68 to 334 code for a protein of 88 amino acids. The transcript has 3 exons.